Molecule: messenger RNA, 348 nt
Organism: Capsella rubella
Lineage: Eukaryota; Viridiplantae; Streptophyta; Magnoliopsida; Brassicales; Brassicaceae
Exons: 1
Coding region: 1-348 (115 amino acids)
Source: RefSeq, a predicted model, not a curated record
AUGGCUAAAUUUAACUCCAAGAUUACAAUGAUAUUUAUUAUUGUAGCUCUGGGUUGUGCCUUUGUUCCUGCGUUUUCAGUCGAAGACUCUGAAGCAAAAUCGUUAUGGGAUACUUGUCUUGUUAAAAUCACUCCAAAGUGUGCUUUGGAUAUAGUCGCAGUUGUUUUUGGAAAUGCAACCUUCCCUGACUCUUGUUGCCACGAUCUUGUCCAAGAAGGAAAAGUGUGUCACGAUACUCUAAUUAAAUAUAUUGCUGACAGACCAGCUUUAAUUGCCCGUGAAUCACAAUAUUUGAAGAAAAGCAACGAUUUGUGGAGUCAUUGUGUCGCAAUCUCUAAAACUGCCUAA